This is a messenger RNA of Echinostoma caproni, 336 nucleotides long. The record is from the annotation of a GenBank genome assembly. NCBI's taxonomy places the organism in Eukaryota, Metazoa, Platyhelminthes, Trematoda, Plagiorchiida, Echinostomatidae.
CCGGGAGGCACGCUGUUCGUGACCACCCUCAACCAGACCCGAUCCUCUUUCCUCUGUGGGAUUGUUGCGGCGGAAUACCUGCUGGGCCUCGUUCCACGUGGUACGCAUGAUUGGCGGAAAUUCAUCGAGCCCAGUCGGUUGCAAGCGGCGCUCAUCAGAAACGGAUUUCGUCCGCAUCAGUUGCUUGGUAUGACCUACAACCCGUUAACCGCGUCGUGGAGUUGGACAAGCAAUUUGUCUGUCAAUUACGCUCUCACAGCAGUCAAACUGAACGAGGAAGCGCGGAUGGAGACAGGACCGGGGAAUACAGAUCCGCAACCACACUCCGUUCAGUGA